AUGGCUCUCCUCACUUUCCCUCACUUGACUCAUUUUCCGUCGCUUUCUUCCUUCCCAAACACCCGCUCUUUCUCUCGAACACGACGCUACUGCUCCAUGAAAUCAACCGGAACAGCCAUUCUGUGGUUCAAGCACGAUCUCCGAACCGAUGACCACCCCGCGCUCCUUGCUGCCUCCACCUUUCCUUCACUCCUUCCUAUUUACGUCUUCGAUCACCGCAUUAUUUCCCGUUUCUCCGAUGAGACGCUGGAGCUGCUUCUGCUUGCCUUGCAAGAUUUGAGGAAGUCGCUUAAGGAUCGCGGUUCCGAUUUGAUGAUCCGUUUCGGCAAUGCGGACAGCAUCAUACAGAAACUUGCAACGGAGGUCAAAGCCACUUGUGUGUUCGCGGAACAAGAGGUGGAGUAUGAGCUGCGCCUCAUCAUAGAUUUGCUCAAACAGCGUUUGAAGUCCGUCACAGUUCCGCAAGGGAGUCCUACGAUUGAAUUAUGGGAAACUCCAUUUUAUGAUGUUAAGGAUGUGCAAAAUCUUCCUUCAUCAUAUAAUGAGUUUAAGAAACUUCGACUUCCUGUGACUACACCACUUCAGCCGUCAGAGUCGACAUUACCUGGUGCAGAAAUAGAACUGGACUGGGGUGUUCUCCCCUCGUAUGAUGAUAUAAAGGGAUUUAUGACCAGCAGCCAUCGUAAAUCAGGAGAGAAUUGGAGUUCAAUUAAGGAGGCCUCAGCUGAAACAGAUUUACGUAGAAAAGUAUUGAAGUCUGGCGAUAGCAUUGAAAGAAAUUCUAGCUUUGGGCAAACACAGUCAAGGGAGCGUAGUGGAUCUGUCUUUGUUACAAAAGAAGGAAAUGUCGUAGGAGGUAGUACAAACAAUGUACUGAAUGCAUUGGCUGCAUAUCUGAGAUACUUGGAGGGAACAGCUCGUGAUGACUGGCAAGAGGUACAUGAAAAAGUGCGUGCUUCUGAAAGUCGGAAUGGAGCGUCAUUUAUUGGACUAUUCGGUCCUGCCCUAUCUCUCGGCAUUAUAUCUAGAAGAAGAGUAUAUUAUGAAGCCAUCAAAUAUGAGCGAGAACGAAACGCAGGUUUCUUGUCACCCUUCGGAUAUUCAGCUGCCACAAUUGCAGCAGCAGUUGAUGCUGUGUGCUCAAUGGAGUGGUAUUGGCUUAUGGCUUUGAGAAAUCAGAUAAACAAUGACGGAGUAUACUCAACACGGAUAUGGAAAUGGAAAGGAUUUCUUAUCGAGUAUACAGUUGCUGGUGAAGAUGGUCCUGCGGUUCUUCUUGUGCAUGGAUUUGGUGCCUUUUGGGGGCAUUACCGUGACAACAUACAUGGUUUAGCUGAAUCUGGAAAUCGAGUUUGGGCAAUUACUAUUUUAGGAUUUGGCAAAUCAGAAAAGCCAAAUGUUGUAUAUAGUGAAGUUUUGUGGGCUGAGCUAUUAAGAGAUUUUAUUGUUGAUGUUGUGGGUGAACCAGUUCAUAUUGUCGGCAACUCAAUUGGCGGUUAUCUUGUUGCUAUUGUUGCUGGUAUUUGGAGUGAUUUGAUCAAAUCCCUUGUUUUGAUCAACAGUGCGGGCAAUGUCAUCCCAAGUUAUUCAUUCAUUCCAUUGUCUAGAAUUCAGGAUAGGCAAACUUCCGGGGCUUCCUGGUUGGGUUCCCGCAUUCUUCUAUUCUACUUGAGGCUAAGAACUCAAGAGUUACUUAAGAAAUGUUAUCCAACUAGGGUUGAAAGAGCAGAUGAUCGGCUCAUAAAUGAAAUACUAAGAGCAUCAUAUGAUCCUGGUGUGCUUGCUGUGUUGGAAAGCAUAUUUAGCUUUAAUCUUUCCAUACCAGUCAACUUUCUUCUUGAAGAUAUCAAGGAAAAGGUCCUAAUUAUACAGGGGAUGAAAGAUCCAAUUUCUGACUCCAAUUCCAAAGUGGCUAUGCUUAAAGAACAUUGUGAUGGAGUCAUAAUUAAGGAGUUAGAUGCUGGUCAUUGUCCGCACGACGAGGUGCCAGAACGAGUGAAUACUAUCAUUUGUGAAUGGAUAGUUGGUGCAGAAAGUAACAUUUUGGUAGACUGUCCGGUGUAA
Sphenostylis stenocarpa is the source of this 2064-nucleotide messenger RNA. NCBI's taxonomy places the organism in Eukaryota, Viridiplantae, Streptophyta, Magnoliopsida, Fabales, Fabaceae. The record is from the annotation of a GenBank genome assembly.